CUGCUGUAGGACUCGUAGGCUGGGGAAGACUCCUGCACCCUCACUGCUGUAGGACUCGUAGGCUGGGGAAGACUCCUGCAUCCUCACUGCUAUAGGACCCAUAACUGGGGAAGACUCCUGCACCCUCACUGCUGUAGUACCCAUAGCUGGGGAAGACUCCUGCACCCUCACUGCUCUAGUACCCAUAGCUGGGGAAGACUCCUGCACCCUCACUGCUAUAGGACCCAUAACUGGGGAAGACUCCUGCAUCCUCACUGCUGUAGGACCCACAGGCUGCAGUGCCCCAGCCUCUCUAUAGGUUAUGUGAUAGCACUGUGGUCCCUGGAGCUGGAUGUCCCUACCCUGGUGCUGCUGUGAGCUCUAGGAAUUCUUGACUGCUAUAUUCCUCCCCAUAAAGGACUACACCCCAUCAUCUCAAGGCUGUAGUGAUUGCAGCUGCCUGGCUCCAGUGCUCUGCCACACACAGCCUCACCAUCUCCAUGUAGAAGCCUCCACAUCUUGGACAUGCCCAGUAUCAUUUCUCCUGCCUCCUUCAUAUCCUGGGGCUCCCCUGUGCCCCUGCUGCCACAUGAAUGCCCAGCAGCCUCACACAUCAUGUGCUAGCUGGUGCUUCUUACUGUAAGGUGUCCUCGGCCAUACAGAAUAAGAUCUCCUGGUGAACUGUGCAUGGUGCUUCCUUUGCCUGUGGGCAACAUUUUUUACUUGCACAAGUUGACAUCUUGGCCUUCCUGCGCAUCCUAUCCUCUGGGGACAUGGAGUGGCCAUGUGGGUAUUCCUGGUGGCAUCUUGGAAUUGUCUUCUUUGUGCAUUGGGCGGCUGGAGAGAUGGGGAACAAAGCCAAGAGCUGUGAAGCAGUGAGACAGGUGUAUAGUGCCAAAGGCUUCAGCCUAAGCGGAGUCCCCCAGUCAGAGAUAUCAGGUGAACAUCUGAGGAUUUGUCCACAAGGCUACACCUGCUGCACCUCGGAGAUGGAAGAAAACUUCUCCAACAUCAGUAAAAUGGAGUUUGACAACUCUCUGAGAGAAUCCAGCCUGUCCGUCCAGGGCCUGCUCUUCACGCAGAACCGAAACUUUGACCGAUACUUCCAGGACUUGUUGAACAAAUCAGAGCAGAUCCUCGUGGACACAUUUCCCAGCCAGUAUGGGGAACUUUACACCCAAAAUGACGGAAAUAUAUUCAGAGACUUGUACGUAGAGCUACGGCGGUAUUACCGCGGCAACGGAGUGAAUCUGGAGGAGGCACUGACAGAGUUCUGGAGCCACCUACUGGAGAGAGUGUUCAAGACACAGAACUCACAGUUCACCUUUUCUUAUGAAUACUUAGACUGUCUGGUGAAGCAGUAUGACCAGCUGAAGCCAUUCGGGGAUAUUCCACGUGAAAUUAAACUAAAAGCGACCAGGGCAUUUAUUGCUGCCCGAUCCUUUGUCCAGGGACUUGGCGCCGCGGCUGAUAUUGUCAGGAAGGUCACGCAGCAGGUCCCUAUGAGUCGAGAAUGCACACGUGAAGUCAUGAAGCUCAUGUAUUGUCCGCUCUGUCGUGGUCACGCCAACACAAAGCUGUGUGACAAUUAUUGCUGGAACGUCAUGCGAGGAUGUCUCGCCAAUCAGGCAGAUUUAGACCCUGAGUGGCGGAAUCUUAUUGAAUCCUUAUUGCUGGUGGCAGGAAAGUUUAAUGGUGUUGCCGGAGUGGAGAACAUUGUGGGAACUAUCCACACCAAGAUCUCAGAAGCCAUUACCCAUAUGCAGGAGAACAAAGAGGUCAUAACAAACAAGGUGUUUAAAACUUGUGGAAAUCCCAAAAAGGCCAACAAGGGCUCCAAGACAGAGGAGAGGAAGAGAAAAGGAAAAGCUGUUCCAGAAGAUAAAUCCACAAUCCCCAGUAUGGACAACCUGGUUUCAGAUGUGAAAGUAAUGCUCACCGAAAUCCAAGAUUAUUGGGUAUCUCUACCAAACUUAUUCUGCAGUGAAAAGGUAAUUGCUGGUCCAGGCAAUGAAGACAAGUGCUGGAACGGAAUGGCAAGAGCAAGGUACAUGCCCGAGCGUAUGGGCAGUGGACUCGCCAACCAGAUAAAUAAUCCUGAGAUUGAUGUGGAUAUUACAAAGCCUGACAUGACUAUCCGUCAGCAGAUCAUGCAGCUGAAGAUUAUGACUAAUCGCCUCCGCAAUGCUUACAAUGGAAACGACGUGGACUUCCAAGACACAAGUGAUGACAUCAGCGGCUCGGGGAGCGGAGAUGGCUGCACCGAUACUGUGUGUGUCAAAACAGUUUCCGGAGACUCCACAGCGAUCCACACGCAGACACACGUAAUACAUAAAGAUAAGUCACCGAGGGGAAACGCCAGCUUAAACUCAUGGAAUCUACUGCUCCUUCUUGCCGCUUUGCUUGUGGCACACUUUGCCAGGUGGUAACCUCUGUGAAUUGUCAUAUAAAGGGAAAUGCGGUAACUUUUCUCCCUAAAUAAACUUGACCUUCUUCUAUAUUUGGAAGUAGAUGAAAAUGGAAAGGAAGCAAGUGCUGGAGAUUAGGCCACUAUAACACUGUGCUCUUCUGCAGGCUCCGCCUGUCUCCAUACCUGUACAUUAUUUGUAAUUGCGUGUAUUUUAUUUUCCAAUACAGAUAAAUCUUAUCUGGCUGUUUUUUUUUUGUUUUGUUUUUUUCCUUUGGUUGAUAGGAAAAAAAAUUGUUAAAAGUGACAUAAAGCUUCACUAAUAUUGUGUCUCUUUUCUAAAAUUAAAAAUAAAAUGACGAAAAAAAUGGUAAAAUGUAAAAUAUUUAUUAGUGCAAAGACAUACUGUUCUAUACAUAUACGACUGACAAGCACAAAGAAGCAAUGUAUGCAAUUUUCCUCGUUUCUAUAUAAAGUACAUUUUUCUUCA
Molecule: messenger RNA, 2876 nt
Organism: Hyla sarda
Lineage: Eukaryota; Metazoa; Chordata; Amphibia; Anura; Hylidae
Gene: GPC1
Product: glypican 1
Exons: 9
Coding region: 753-2408 (551 amino acids)
Biological process (GO): regulation of protein localization to membrane; cell migration; negative regulation of fibroblast growth factor receptor signaling pathway
Cellular component (GO): plasma membrane; extracellular region; cell surface
Molecular function (GO): fibroblast growth factor binding
Source: RefSeq, a predicted model, not a curated record